AUGACCAAGGGCAAGAAGGACAAAACCGAAAACACAAAUGACGGGAACUCACAAGCAGGCGAUGAUGCUGUCUCGAUAACAGAUGACGUCCGUGGUGCAGAGUACUAUCAUGGACUCAUUCCCCGAAUGGACGCAGAGCCGUUACUCAAGAAAGAAGGAGACUUCUUAUUACGGAAGACCGAACACUCACCGGGUACCGUUUCACAUUUCGUUUUCCCAGUUUUAGAAUCUUAG
Messenger RNA from Cooperia oncophora, 234 nucleotides. NCBI's taxonomy places the organism in Eukaryota, Metazoa, Nematoda, Chromadorea, Rhabditida, Trichostrongylidae. The record is from the annotation of a GenBank genome assembly.